Molecule: messenger RNA, 2893 nt
Organism: Ornithodoros turicata
Lineage: Eukaryota; Metazoa; Arthropoda; Arachnida; Ixodida; Argasidae
Gene: Zdhhc8
Product: palmitoyltransferase ZDHHC8-like
Exons: 8
Coding region: 308-2014 (568 amino acids)
Biological process (GO): protein palmitoylation
Molecular function (GO): palmitoyltransferase activity
Source: RefSeq, a predicted model, not a curated record
AAAAGGAAGGAAAGAAGGAUUCUCUGGGUGAUGGGAGUUCACACGAUUGAUUUGCGUGCACACGGCGGUGCCGUGUCGUCCGUGUAUAACGAUGUUUCAUCUGUGUUUAGCUAUGCUGUUGAUGGUUUUUCACGUAAAAUGUGUUAGAAUAGAGCCAUGAUCCCCAAUUUCCGAAUUCGUCGUGUCUACCCGUAUCUCGGAGCUGAGAUGCACACAGCAGGUCAUCAGCCAUGUUUACCUGAAAAGGAUAUUCGAUGACAAGAUAUGAUGAAGCCUUGAGUCCCCUGAGGGUCAUUGCUCUGGAAAAAUGCCCAAAUGCAAGUCGAAGACGAGGUUCAUACCUGCAACAUGUGCAUGGACGUUGCUUCUCGCUGCUACCACACUCUAUUUUGUUUUUCCGUGUCCAGAAUUGGCAAGCAAAUAUCAUUUCAGCAUACCUAUAGUGCAGGGCGUCAUCACUUUCUUUGUUCUUGUCAACUUCUCAUUAGCAACAUUUAUGGACCCGGGAAUUAUCCCAAAGGAUAAGCCUUACAAAGAGAAGGAUGACGACUUUCGGUUCCCACUUUACAAGAAUGCGGAGAUCAACGGCAUCACCGUGCGGAUGAAGUGGUGUACGACGUGCCAAUUUUACCGUCCCCCUCGUUGUUCACAUUGCAGUGUUUGCAACAGCUGUAUUGAGACAUUUGAUCAUCACUGUCCUUGGGUGAACAACUGCAUAGGGCGAAGGAAUUACAGAUAUUUCUUUCUCUUUUUAAUAUUCCUGAGCACACACAUGAUCACCAUUUUUGCUUUCUGCCUGAUUUACAUCAUGGACAAUGGUCAGCGACUCAACACUCAUCCUUCUAUCAUUACCAUGGCCAUCAUAGUCAUCUGUAUUCUACUCUUCAUCCCCAUCUUGGGCCUCACUGGGUUUCACAUAGUUCUAGUCUCCCGUGGGCGAACUACUAACGAACAGGUGACUGGGAAGUUCAGGGGAGGAUAUAAUCCUUUUUCCAGAGGUUGUUGGAGCAAUGUCUGCUACACACUAUGUGGGCCGCAGUAUCCGAGCUAUGCUGGCCGCAGGAAGAAGGCAAAAGCAAUUGCUUCUCCUUCGUGCAACGCGAUGAAGAAAGAGGAAAACCAAGUGAAGGUUUACACUGACAACCACACUUCAGGUCUCCGCAGUCCCAUGAACAACGCUUACAACAAGCAGGCAGGUGACAACCCCCAUCGAGCAGUCCCAACGUAUGCCAUGUACCAUCUGCGCUCUGCACAGAUGACCCCGGGCCAGCCGGACGUGUCGGACCUGGAUUCGUACGACGCCACUCAGUCACGUGACUGCGAACCCUCUCCUCCGAUGCACCACGGCUCCAAGACAAACUUCUUCAACCCGAGCGGAUACGACCCCCCUUCGCGGCCUUCCAACAGCAUCCCUCUCCAGCCUGUCAGCGCCGCCACCAGGGCGCCCUGGCCGCCCCCUCACAGCCCGCGAACGCCCCCGCGGAGCCUGACGAGCCCCACGGUCGGGGGACGAGGCUCUCCCGCACGCCGUGCCUCGCCGGGGUCGCCGCUGUCACCCAACACUCCGCGCCGAUGCCCCGUGCCGGCGCCGAUGAGUCCGAGCCGCAAGUUUGCGUCCGAGAGCGAGCUCGACCAGGCCAACGGCAACCAUCACCCCAUGCCAGCGUGCCGAGCUCCGCAGUGGGACAGCCGUGUGCGUCCGGGUUCCAGGGGUGACAUGCGGGGCUCCGGUCCCAGCACCCCGACGUCGUCGUGUCAGUACGUGGCGCCCGCAGCUGCUGGGAGGAGGCACAGCGGCAGUUGUUCGCCGCAGGCCGCGCAGGCCAAGCAGCAGGAGCCCGUGCCAGGCCGUGCGCUGGCCAGGAGGCCCAUGUCGUUUGUGAAGGCCCUGGAGAUGUCGGACUCACUGGAUCGCAGGGCUGCUGCAGGCAUGAGUGGCCGGCAGGAAAGACAUACUGAACAGGGGACAGACCGGAAGAGCCUGUACGACAUGAACUACGAGAUUUCGGUGUAGCUCUUCGAGUGCGAGCUGCGGAUGUUGGGGCAUCCGCAGACGUUAGUGUGCCAGUGAGUGCGUGUGUGUGUAUGCACGUUCACCACCAGUUUCUUUCUCCUGGACUAGUGUAUUUUUAAUGAGGGGAGGGGAGCUAGGGGUCUCUCGUUCAUAGUUUGUGUGCUGCUGUUGAUUGAGUUAUUUAUUAAUGUACAGCCAUAGUGUUCUUUUGCCUCUUACUAAGGUCGGUCUAUCUAGGCGUUAUAUCACUGAGGGAUCAUCCCAAAGUAGGUCUCCCAUGUGUGCACUCGGAAGCGUUAAAAAAAAAAAAAAGUUGAUUGGAUACAUGAUUUAAGAUGCAUGCUCAGACAGAAUCUUGAAUGAGCAGCGAAGAGCUUUGAGAGCAAGCUUGAUGUACCUGCUGUCAAUAUGAUAAAACUGAUUUAAAUGUAGAUUACCAUUCCAUGUUUACGCGCUUGUCAGUUGUAUGUACAGUGUGCAGGGCAUUUUGUACUGCGCAGCAGUUAUGUGCUGUGAAAGUUAAUUUUUCUUCUCAUGGCACUGACCUUAAUUUUUGUUCCAUAUUUUUGAGCAGCAGGAACUGUGAUCACGCAGGAUUGCAUACUUUUACACAAUUUCCACCAACAAAAACUCCAUGCCAGUUACACAAGCACCUUUCAGUUAGUGGGUAUGUCAUAAUAAUAACAUUACAAAUUGUUGAAAGUUGCACAUUUAGCUCUGGAGCAUUUCAUUUGGAUGCCAUGUUAAUUGCUGCCUGUUGUUAGAAUCACAUCCAAGUUCAUUGGCGUACUGCAUUUUUGCAUAAUAUAUCCCCAUUACGAAAUAACCCAUCACAAUUUCAUGUUGGAACCUGUAGCAGCAGUAAAAGAUCGAAUUUUA